Messenger RNA from Aspergillus puulaauensis, 1263 nucleotides. RefSeq lists its product as uncharacterized. The transcript has 2 exons. The record is from RefSeq and is a predicted model, not a curated record. Bases 1 to 1263 code for a protein of 420 amino acids. Lineage: Eukaryota; Fungi; Ascomycota; Eurotiomycetes; Eurotiales; Aspergillaceae.
AUGACGGCCACUGAAGUGGUCACCAAGACGCGGCGGCUUACCCGCCAUGCUCUUCCAUGUGUCCUCAUGCGUGCAGGCACGUCGAAGGGAUUGUUCAUACACAGGGAAGACCUUCCAGCAAGAGAAACUGACUGGGCACCUCAUCUGGUCUCUGCUCUGGGGUCACGAGGGAACGACCCUCGACAGAUAGACGGGAUUGGGGGAGGCAGUUCAACAACAUCCAAAGUUGCAGUGGUUCGUCGCUCGCAGAGACCGGACGCCGAUAUUGAUUGGACUUUUGUUCAAGUUGCUGUGGGCAAAGAGUCAAUAGAUCUAACCGGUACUUGCGGUAACAUGACCUCAGGGGUGGCACCAUUUGCACUUCAGGAAGGUCUUGUAAAACCUCUGCAAGGACAGACAAAGAUGGAUAUCAGAAUUUACAACACCAAUACGGAUCGAAUAGUGAUAGAGACCGUCGCGCUAGACGGUACAGGAGACUACGAAGAAGAUGGCAACUUCAUAAUCCCUGGCGUCAACACACCAGGAAGCGAAGUCAAGUGCAAAUUCGUCAAUCCCGUCGGCAGUAUGACAGGGCAGCUGUUCCCUUCCGCGGGCCAGCAACAGCAAAUACUCCGCGUACAGCCAGGCUCACUCAUUCCCAAUGAAGAGCCUUUUGACGUUCGCGUGACUCUCAUAGACUCAGCCAACCCCUUCGUCCUCAUCGAUACAACUUCCAUACAAACGACACUCCUCGCAACAAUCCCAUCUGAUUCUGCCCGGAAUGCACUCGUAGAGUCCAUCCGUCGCGCCGGCGCAGUGGCUAUGGGAUUGGCAACAGAUAUGGAGACCGCCGGUAGAACCCGCGGUACGCCCAAGGCCGCACUCGUGUACCCUCCGUCAUUCACCAAGGAUUCCGACAACCCAGAUAUCCGGGUGCAGGCAUACUCAAUGGGACUGCCGCAUCCUAGCCUACAGCUUACAGGGGCAGUGACUGUUGCUGUCGCGCUGAGUUACCCUGACACAAUCGUUGCGGCCCUCUCCACUAUGGGUGCCAUGGUGAACGGGGUCUCUCCGCCGACCCCUGAGCAGUCGCCGCCUCCGGAGGACAGAAAGAAGGGGCUUGGGCCGGAACGUGAAGUAUUGAUUGAACACAGUAAAGGGACCAUCAACGUGGAUGUCACGAUGGAGGAGCAUGGAGGCGUAGCUAGCUGUGCAGUCUCACGGACUGCGAGAAGGUUAUUUGAGGGGAAGGUCAGGUAUUACGUGCAAGAGGAUGAUAUAUAG